Molecule: messenger RNA, 3167 nt
Organism: Zootermopsis nevadensis
Lineage: Eukaryota; Metazoa; Arthropoda; Insecta; Blattodea; Termopsidae
Source: RefSeq, a predicted model, not a curated record
GCCUGCGUUAGGUCACUAUGGAAUCGGCAACUGCAGGGAGAGGAAGCUGUCGCAGUUAUAUUGACACGCGUUGUCCAAUCGAAGUCACUGUGCGGCAGGAGACGAAAGCUGGUGAUUAAGUAAUGCAGCAAGUGGGCGAGCACAACAUGUCGGACCAUUAUCAGGUUGACAAAAGAGAAAUAGAGUUCUGUGCAGAUCGUCUCAACAUCGAAUUUAACAACUUGUGUUAUUAUCCAUCAGGCAAGAAAGUAAAGUCUUCGAAGCAGAAGCCAGUAUUGAAUAACAUCUGUGGGAAGUUUUAUUCUGGACGCCUCACAGCAAUAUUAGGACCAUCAGGAGCUGGGAAGACUUCUUUAUUAAAUGUCUUAGCAGGGUUCAAAAAAAAUGGAGUAACUGGAUCUAUUAAGAUAAAUGGGAGACAACGCAAUGUCCAAAAAUUCAGGAAACAAUCAUCUUACAUCACUCAAGAAUUUGCCAUACUUAAAUUACUGACAACCAAAGAGACAAUGGUGUUUGCAGCUGAUCUGAAGAUAGACUCUGAUAUUGACAAAAUACUGAGUCUUCUUGGGCUGGAGAAGGUGAUGGAUGUACCUGUCGCAAAAUUAUCUGGAGGAGAGAAGAAGAGACUGUCAAUUGGCCUUGAGCUAUUGUCAAAUCCACCAGUCAUGUUUUUUGAUGAGCCUACGAGUGGACUGGACAGUUCAUCAGCUUUACAAGUAAUCUCACAUCUGAAAUCUCUAGCUGAAGGCGGUAGGACGGUAGUUUGUUCCAUCCACCAGCCAAGUUCACAGCUCUUUCAGAUGUUUGAUGACAUCUGUGUUGUAGCAGAAGGACAGUGCCUUUAUAGUGGACCUGUUGAUGACCUGACAAGUGUCUUUGAGGAGGCAGGAUUCCAAUGCCCCAAUUUCUACAACAGAGCAGAUUUUGUAAUUGACGUUGCAUGUGGAGAGAGAGGUGACAACAGAGAUAAGCUGAUUGAAAAAUUCAACGCUAAAGAAUGUGACCUACUGGAGUGUCAGCAAGUUGCUGACAGUGAAGAAAUAUCAAUGUUGCAUCUGACAACACAAAAAUGGAAUGACACAGCUAUACAAAUCUGUACAGAAAAAGAAGUUUAUGCAGGAACAAGUUAUCCUCAGUCAGGAUGGAAGCAGUUUCAAGUUUUGUUAAAGAGAUCAUUAAUGUGUUCUCUAAGAGAUAAGAUGGCUGUCCACCUUCGAGUAAUCUGCCAUUUGAUUAUUGGAUUAUUACUUGGAGCACUCUAUUAUGAUGCUGGAAAUGAUGCUGCAAAAGUAAUGGGCAAUAUUUCAUGCAUUUUCUUCUUUAAGUUGUUCUUGGUCUUUGCCAAUGGAGUACCAAGUAUAUUAUCUGUUCCUCUGGAGACGUCGGUAGUUUUACAUGAACACCUUAACAACUGGUACUCGCUAGAGGCAUAUUACUUCUCCAAAAUGAUUGCAGAUAUCCCUUUGCAGAUUAUAUGUCCUACUGUAUUCCUACUUGUGGGAUAUUUUCUGACGGGUCAACCUUCUGAUGGGACAAGAUUUUUACAAUUUUGGGUUUUAUGUCUGUUGAUUACUCUUAUUUCACACAACCUGGGACUUGCAAUGGGUGCUUUUUUCAAGAACCCUGAGGUCGCUAUGUUUGUGUUACCCGCAUCAAAUAUCCCAUUAGUGUUAUUCUCUGGUUUCUUUUUGAAUCUACGAGACAUGCCCAAAUGGUUAGGAUGGUUGUGUUAUGUAAGUUAUUUCCGAUACGCAUUUGAAGGAUCGAUGCAGUGUUUGUAUGGUUAUGACAGACCCAAUCUGGAAUGCUCGCAAGUAUACUGCUAUUUCAAAUCACCGCAGAAACUUUUAGAAGAGUUUGAAAUGGUAAAUUCUGUUUAUGCUUACGAUGCACUAGCACUGCUGGUAUGGACUGUACUUUUACAAUUAUCAGUGCUCAUUAUAUUAAAAAUGAGAAUUCGUAAUUUUCAAUGAUGUUUAUAAUCAUUUUAUGUUUUUAAGAUGCCUGAUGCACUCUUACAUAAUGAAUCCAGAUGCUACCACUAUCGCAUCAUAUUGCCUGUAUAUGCUCAAUAUCGAUUUGUUAUCAGUUUUGUGGUUCUGGAAGGUCAAUGAACAUAAUGAAGUCAGUUAAUCAUAAAAAACUUCUUCUAUGGCUCUCCGGUCCGUAUUCGGUCCAUGGCCUCCUCAAUUCUCCUCUUCCAUUCGGUCCUCUGUUAGGUUGAGGUUUCGAAACAUCUUCCUUUUUAUGGUGCAAGGUUGUUAGCAUUGUGACCAACCCCCAACUUGGAGGACCAGGGUACCUGUCUUAGUCUGAUCUCUCUCCCUCGACCAAUCUGGCAAGCCAAAAUAAAUACUGAACCGGUGAUGUCGUGCUGCAGGUACUUUAAUUAUCAAAGUUGGCAACACGUGGUGGUUAGCGCAAUUUUAAUACUUUACUUGCAUUUGGGGAGACGGGCAGUUUGACUGGAACGAGACUUUCCUGAGAUCUGAGGCUCUCGUGGCGGUAAAUAUGUUGAUCGUGGCCUUCUGGGUCGUUUGCCGUGUGAUUUUAUAGGUAGUUACCAACGUUUCAGAGAAACGUAUUGCUUCCAUCUGCAGCAUAAAGAUGGAUGUUGGUAACCACCUGUAAGACCACGUGGUGUCACACCUCAGAAGAAGACGAUUAUUAUUCCAAAAUGGUUCACCGUUGGUUGCUGGGCCUUUCGUGGUUUUGGGUUCCUAUGAGAUUUCAUUUCCCUUGGAUGUAGGUUUAGAAUAAAUUGUUUGAAUGGAACCCAACGUGUACAUUUUAUCUGCAUUGUCUUUACGUUGCCACCACCUGUUACCAAAUGUCCGGUAAGAAACAUGUGAUGAUGUGUAAAUAAAAAAUGUAUAAAGUAACUUGUUAAGGGUUUGUUACUUAACACGUACAUAAAAAAUUGUUACUUUAAGAAUGAUUCCUGUAUGAUGUAUGUACACUUCUUUGGCUGUGCUGAGAACUGAAUAAUUUGACUUUGAAAUAUAAAUAUGCCACCUUCAGUUAAUAGAUAUAUUAAUGUUUAUAUAUUUUUAAUAUAUAGCUUAGUGAUGAUAUUUUUGUAAUUUAUAAAACUAGGAACAUAUCCCUGUUCUCUAUGUAAACAUUACCAUAGGCCUAAUAGUAAAAAUUAAAAUUUGAAACUGAAA